Molecule: messenger RNA, 1512 nt
Organism: Mesocricetus auratus (golden hamster)
Lineage: Eukaryota; Metazoa; Chordata; Mammalia; Rodentia; Cricetidae
Product: retinol dehydrogenase 16-like
Exons: 4
Coding region: 331-1284 (317 amino acids)
Molecular function (GO): oxidoreductase activity
Source: RefSeq, a predicted model, not a curated record
GAGCGUGAGUGAGGAAACAAGCAUGUAUUCCCACAUGAGUAGAAGAAAAAACAUCAUACUUGAACGAAGGUGGGUUACAGUAGUGUUUUCUUGGCAGCAAGUAUGGGAUGGCCAAAGGCCAUUAUGUAUCAGAUGACCAAAGAGGUGACAGAGCAGAGAGGCAGCAAUAAAUAUCAACACAGGCAGUGGACAGAGAACAAGGUGCGGACUCCCUGCUAGAAGCCUGCGCUCUGCUGUGUCUCCUGAGUCCUCAGUGCCUGCUCCAUCCUCUGUGAAGGGAGGCCAGGCUCACUUUGGCACAGACUGUUUGUGCCCGUCCUUUUCAAAGCCAUGUGGCUCUACCUGGUGGCUCUAGUGGGCCUGUGGACCCUCCUGCGCUUGUUCAGGGAGAGGCAGGUGGUGAGCCAUCUCCAAGACAAGUAUGUCUUCAUCACGGGCUGUGACUCCGGCUUUGGGAACCUGCUGGCCAGACAGCUGGACAGGAGAGGCAUGAGGGUGCUGGCUGCAUGUCUGACGGAGAAGGGAGCCGAGGAGCUGAAGAGCAAGACGUCAGCCAGGCUGGGGACAGUGAUCCUUGAUGUCACCAAGACAGAGAGUGUUGUGGCAGCCACUCAGUGGGUGAAGGAACGAGUUGGGAACAGAGGACUCUGGGGCCUGGUCAACAAUGCUGGCAUCGCCAUUCCCUCGGCUCCCAAUGCGUGGCUGAACAAGCAGGACUUUGCAAAAGUCCUGGAUGUGAACCUGUUGGGCAUGAUCGAGGUGACUCUGAACAUGCUGCCCUCAGUGAGGAAGGCAAGAGGCCGUGUGGUCAACGUCUCCAGCAUCAUGGGUCGAGUCUCUUUCUUUGGUGGUGGUUACUGCAUCUCCAAGUAUGGUGUAGAGGCUUUCUCAGACUCCCUCAGGAGGGAGCUCUCCUAUUUUGGGGUAAAGGUGGCUAUUAUUGAGCCUGGUUACUUCAAGACUAGUAUAAGCAGUGGUGACAUUCAUUUGCCAAUUGUCAAGAUGCUGUGGGACCAGGCCAGCUCAGAGGUCAGAGAGAUGUAUGGCGAGAAGUACCUGACAUCUUAUCUGACAUUGCUAAAGUCACUGGACCAAAAGUGCAGUGAGGACCUCUCCUUGGUGACAGACUGCAUGGAGCACGCGCUGACUUCCUGUCACCCUCGCACUCGAUACUCAGCUGGCUGGGAUGCCAAGCUCUUGUACCUCCCCAUGAGCUACCUGCCCACCUUCCUGACAGACGCCAUCUUCUACUGGAUGUCCGUGAAGCCCGCCAAAGCUCUGUGAAGCCUCUGCCUGUGUCUGUAGUUGGGGCACGUGAGUGAAGUGUCAGGUCACGGGUCCUCAGGAGAAGGAGGGCUCCUGGGUGCAGUCAACCUUGUCAUUGGAGGCACAGCCAUAGGUGCCUGAUUUUCUGCCCUGGGUGUGAAGGUAGAGGACACAGAGUGACAGGAGGAACUGCUGUGUCAAUCAAUGAUUCCCAACGUGGGUGAAAAUAGAAAGUGAUCUUCCACA